AUGAUUGUUGAAGCUCAAAAUGAUUUUAAUUGGUUUAAUAUUCAAUUUGCUCCGUACACUGAUGAUGUUACACAAAACGAUGAGCGCGGUUGUUUUCUUGAAUACAAUGAUCUUUCGUGGUAUGUUUAUGCUGUUGCUAUUGGGAAAAAUCAAUCAAUAUAUGGCUUUUUCUUCGUUGGUGAAAUGAUUGAUUUGGACGAAGACGAGAAAUUGCCAAAUCGUACAUUUGUCGGUUUUCUCAAUUACACCGGUAAUCUUACUACAAUUGAUUGUAGUAAUUUCAAUUUAGCCAUAUCAUACGUGGACGGAAACUUCAUUCAUCAGGAGCAUUUAGUGAUGACAACUGAUCCUCUUGGUUUGAUUGCCUACGGUUUCUCCAAUCUCUUUACAUUUUCUUAUACAGCAUCUACGGAUAAUCUGGCCGUUUUUAAGAAUAAUUCACUCUCUCCUUCAACACCAUUCCUACCAUAUGCCGUUGAUUACGAUGGUAGUUGCGGUAUUAUUGCUGGCUUUCUUAAGAAUGAUCAAAAUUCACGUAUCAAAUAUAACGCAACUAUUAUUCUAUUUAGUAUUGAUGCAUCAACAGCCAAUGCUACACCAAUUAUAUUAUUGAAGUAUCCGACGAAUGGUACAGCAUGGCAGGCUGGACAAACAAAUGCAGGUGCUGAUAAAAAUGAUCCUAAAUUCGACAUGUCUGUCAGUAUAAAUCCAACAGCUACACAAGUUCUCAUCGGUAUUCAGUCGAUGAAUACGGUUUUUCUCUUCAAUUAUACAACGACGACACUGGCAUUGGUUACUUCAAUGGACAAAGGUCGAGGAAUUGGUUUCGGCAAAGGUGUUGCCUGGCUCAAUGACACUCUCAACAGUGUUGCCAUUCUUGCCAACGUCUAUUCGACAAGUUACGUUUGGAGUUCUUCGAAAAUCUAUGUCUACGACAGUCCAUUGACGAGUGCUUCAAAGCCAAUCUCAAUCUUUCCCAACAAUGAACAGCCGCUUUACAGUUACAUGUCUUCUGUUUUUCUCAAUAUCAUCACAACUCCAACAGAACUAGUUCUUCUUGCUGCCGAAGGCGGUCUCUUCGUCAUUCUCUCAGCUCAUAGUGGUAAUUAUUCCUCAACAAUUGGACCAAUUGUUGAAGCUGUACCGGCAUUCUCCUCGUCACUACCAUGUAUGCCCGGUACAUAUAAGAAUGUAACAGGUAUUCGUCGUUGUUUACUCUGUCCAAUAGGAACAAAAAACGAUGGAACCAACCUUACGAUAACAACCUGUAUCAAUUGUGCAAUGAACACAUUCUGUCCGCUUGGUUCUGUAAGUGAUUCUAUCUCGAAUGAUCAGCUCACUAACGUCAGUCAAGCAGUUGCCUAUCCAAAAUCCCCAGAUAUCACCGGACUUGAUGAUAUUCUGUUUUUCACACUAUUUUCAAUUGGUUCAUCUGCACGCUGUGUUGCUCUUUCACCAAUCUUUUGGACCGUGAUCGUUGCUGCUAUUAUAAUUCUCAUUGUAAGUGUAAUGCUUGUAAUUAAAUACUGUGUUAAAAACUCAACAGCUGUAAAUAGUUAUACACUAUUUGAGAAAAUAUUUAAACGAACAGAUAUUAUUCGUGAAGGUAACAUGUGGGUCGGUGGCCUUGCUACGUUUUGUGUUAUCGUGCUCUGUGUUUCUUGCUGUGUAUUUAGUGCUAAGUAUUAUAGUUCAUAUCCGAUUGAAACAGCUGGACCUUCAACAUAUACAUGUGAUACAAGUAUACGUAAUGCACAGUUUUCUUCAUCUUUACGAUCUUUAUCGGUACCAGACACAGAAAAUAUUCAAGGCAUGAUGGGCUUGUUAAACGAUCAAGAAGUCAAUCUGAACGUCUCUUUUCUUAAUACAGUUUACAAUUGCACAUCAGAUGCAGUAACAUUGACCUAUCUCUUAGGUACAACGUGGAUUCCAGUAUCGCCGGAUCCCUUCUGUGUUUCAUCGAGCUACACAGUUUCUUAUAAUGCUCGAUUGCCGUUUAGAUCAAUUACUGUACAACUUACUUUACCAAACACAUAUCCAAUUGGUGGACUUCGUAUAGGUCUGAGUGCUCCCGGUAAAAACAAAUCUUCUACAGCAACGCUCCAAGAUUUAAGUUUUUCACAAACAUUCAACCAAAGUGGACGUCUGCUUGGACAAGACGCCCGUAUCACCCUUCAAGUGACAAAAGUAAUCAAUACUACAAAUCCACUUGUAAACGGUGAUGAUGAGGUACUGAGUGGUAUUUGGAUUGGUUCAUUUUCGGUGAACUACGACGAAUCAUUCAUGACAGACACUGAUUAUUUGAAUGCACCACCUAAGACGUCAACAAUUUUGACACUGACAAUCAGUGAAACACCCUAUUAUAUACUAAAUGAGCAAUCACCAAUUGCUAGAUUACCUGAAAUAAUUUAUCAUGAUUUCCUUUAUAUAACAAUGAUUAUUGGAAUGUUUGUACUUUUAUUUGUUAUAGUUGAGGUAAUGAUUUUACCAUGUGUAGAUUCGUUAAUUCGUAAGUGUUCGCGAAACACUGAUGAUAAAUAUCGAACAGAUAGUAGCCGUCAAUCUAUUUCUGAUCACGAUAAUGCAGAAAAUUCGAUUCAUCACUCAAAUAGACAACAAUCUAGUAAACAAAACCACAAUUCUGUUAUGAUUAAUAAUGUUACUUCCCCUCAAAGACAGAAGUACACUUUAAAUCAAUAUGAUAAUCGUACUGAAGAUGACAGUCAGCAGUUGCCGGCGAUGUGGAAUCGUCAAGCGUACCUUUGACAGUUUUCGAGCUAGGACUGAUGACAAUAGAAUAAUGAAAGAACUUGUCACAGAAUAAGAAGCCCGUAGUGUGUUAUACAUAGAGACGCUACAUUAUCAUUACUUUUUAUUAGUGUUGCUCGAUAAUUCAUAAAAAACUAUUACUACUUAUAUCACUUAAUCUUUUUUUAAUCAUCAUUGCUUUCUUUUUAUUGUUUUAAUGUUCAUGGGAGUUUUACUGUUCUUUAUUAACAAAAUGUGAAGUAGUUUUCUAUUACUUUAUUAGUAAAUACUUUUAUUAUUUUAAAAUUUUUAGCACUUAAUAUGUUGUAACAAAAAGUAAUCAAGAAUUUAUAAGGUAACGAGUAAUAAAUUAUUACUGUAAUAAACCAAUAAUAAAACAAUCUAUAUAUAUAAUGUUCAGUGUUUGUCUGUCGGUGUGUCGGUGUCGGGUCAAAGGUUAAAGGUCAAAUAAGGCUAUAAGGAGAAGACCCAAGGGUGGUUAUAAUGGAGAUCCAUAGGCUCUCAAGGACUAUUAUAUAGGGGUACUCACAUGUCCUCAAGGGCUAUUAUAUGGGACUACCCAUAAGUCCUCAGCAGCUAUUAUACGGGGGUACCUAUAAAUCCUCAAGGGCUAUUAUAUGGUAUAUCUAUAGGACAUGAAGAGCUACAGUAUGAGGGUAGCCAUAGGUUCUCAAGGGACUAAGGCAAUAAGUUGUAAGGCAAUAAGACGAUAAGGCUACAAUAGCUACAAGAGAUACAAGGCUAUAAGGUCGAAGGCUGCAUGGACUAUAAAAAUAUGUGCCAUAUAAGAGCAUGAGGCCGUAGGGCUAUCUAUCUAUAUACAUAAUAUCGAGUGUCUGUAUGUCUGUUCCCGAAUGAAAAGUUAACCAUCUUAGGUCAUACGUUAAAGGAGAAAACAGCCGUGCAGUAUGCAUGGGCUCUCCCUAGUUGUGAGAAUAAUUGAUUGUGAACAUUUCAAUUUUUUCAUGGUUCCUAUCGUAAGACACGGUUACGGUAAAAGUAAGCCGUUUACAUUGUUCAUAUACACGGCAGAUUCAAUAUUUUUACUUCAGGACAGGAACAAAUCAGAUGACUCGAAAUUUUCAUAAUGAACUGUUCUCAUUAAAGUCCAUCUCUGUGCAAAGUUUCAAAUGGAAAUUCGAACAUCAUUUUCGCUAUUGCUCUUGAGGGAACCAUCUCAUCGAGUUAACAAAUACCGUAGAAAUAGGCUCAAGGUCUGAAUUCUUUUCAGAAUAUUCUUAAAUCACUGAAGCCUACAUGAUGCACAUAAUCUCGACUUAAAAGCGUUUAAUCAGUGGGGAAAUUUCACCUUUGAGAUACAAUACACUGAUUAAAGGUUCAAAUUCGUAUUAUUCAUAGAAAAUACAGAAACAGCUUCAGGACCUUUCCUGAUAUUGUUGUGCCUCAACCAAAAGGAGUUGUAAAUUUAUUUGAAGACGUCAUAUUUGCUACAUUAUUAUUUUUCGCUAUCAUUUUCAAAAAGUCUAAGCAAAAUUGUAUUCACGCGUUCUAGCUUUUUUAAAAUACCUAAGAAUUCAAUUUUCUACACAUCUCAUUUUUGAGAAUCUAGUAAUUAUUGUUAUUUCAUUCUAUACUUUUCUCUACUCAUAUUACUAUUUGGAUAUCUUAACAUUGAAGGCAGUAAAAAAACAUUUGAAAAAUCUAGAUAUCUACUGUACAUAAAAAAAUUCAUCGUUCAAUUCUGUCGUUCGGUAUGUAUGAUCAAUCUCCUAUAUCCAUUAUGUAAAAUGCAUAUAUAACUUACCUAGGCAAAUAAAAUAUGAUGCCAUGCAAAAUUAUAUGUGUCAAAGGCGUUAAAAAGACGUUUCUUUCUUUGAAUUAAUAGCAGAUGCACUUCUCAUCAGUGACAUCUGUAUCUAUUUGGAGCCUAUGAAUAAAUUCACAAGAUUUUCAUGUAAUAUACUCUAGAACUGAAAAAAGAACAUUUUUAUAAUAUACCUAUUAGGAACAACUCUCAUUUUAUUAAUAGAGCAUUAAGAAAGAGGUUGUUUCUGCAGAGACGAACAUGUGAACAAAUGACUUUUUAAGAAUGGUUGCCACUACUAUGGCGAAAAUGAAAGAGGGCUGUGCAAGCAAAACGUUUUCGAUCUAAAAAUCAAGGUCAGAGAAAACGCCCCCCCCUGAGAUGCCUCGAUGUAUGGCAAGCUCGAUACCGGAAGAAAACAAUA
This is a messenger RNA of Rotaria sp. Silwood1, 4958 nucleotides long. Lineage: Eukaryota; Metazoa; Rotifera; Eurotatoria; Philodinida; Philodinidae. The record is from the annotation of a GenBank genome assembly.